This is a messenger RNA of Pygoscelis adeliae (Adelie penguin), 3622 nucleotides long. It is a transcript of the gene LAMB3, whose product is annotated as laminin, beta 3. Bases 1 to 3297 code for a protein of 1098 amino acids. NCBI's taxonomy places the organism in Eukaryota, Metazoa, Chordata, Aves, Sphenisciformes, Spheniscidae. The record is from RefSeq and is a predicted model, not a curated record. The transcript is spliced from 21 exons.
AUGGAGUCUCUCUGCCAGAUUUGGCCGUGGACAUUAUUUGUCCUCCUGGCUGCCCCGCGGCUGCUGGGCGCACAGCAAGCCUGCUCCCAGGCAGCCUGCUACCCCGCCGCCGGAGACCUCCUGCUGGGACGAGCCCAUCACCUGAGAGCCUCCUCCACUUGUGGCCUCACCAAGCCCGAGACAUACUGCACGCCCCACGGAGAGUGGAGCAUGAGAUGCUGCAGGUGCGACUCGCGGCUGCCGCACACCUACAACGGGCACCGCGUGGAGAACGUCCUGUCCUCCGCCGGGCACUCGCGCUGGUGGCAGUCCCAGAGUGGCAUCAAGCGCGUCUCUUUGCAGCUGGACCUGGACCAGACGUUCCAGCUCAGCAGCAUCCUGCUUCACUUCAGGUCGCCACUGCCCGCUGCAAUGCUGAUUGAGCGCUCCACCGACUUCGGCAAGACCUGGGAGGUGUACCAGUACCUGGCCUCUGACUGUGCCACCGCGUUCCCCCACGUUCCCCGGGGCUCCCCCGAGAGCUGGCAGGAUGCUCGGUGCCAGGCGCUGCAAGGGCACCCUUUGCACGGGGGCAAGGUGAAAUUCAGUGUCCAAGACCUGGCGUCUACCAUCACUACCUCUUACAGCCAGACCGUUGAUAAGCUGGGGCAGUUCACCAACCUGCGGAUCAACUUCACUGAGCUCCCCCACAUUGCACGCCAGGGCUACCGCUCACCCAGCACCUUCUAUGCCGUGACGGAGAUGUCUGUGCUGGGGACCUGCUUCUGCCAUGGACAUGCCAACCGCUGUGCCCCCUCGGGAGACCUGCAUGCUGCGGUCCACGGGCACUGCGUGUGUCAGCACAACACCGCCGGUCCCAACUGCGAUCGCUGCGCUGCCCUCUACAACGACCGGCCGUGGGCACCCGCAGAGGACAACGAUCCCCACGAGUGCCAGAGGUGCAACUGCAAUGGUCACUCGACCUCGUGCCACUUUGACCUGGAGCUGUACCGUGCCAGUGGAGGGGCGAGCGGGGGUGUCUGUGACGGCUGCCAGCACAACACUGAAGGCAACAACUGUGAGCGCUGCAAAACUAACUAUUUUCGCAACCACCAGCAAGAUCUUGCCCAUCCUGAAGCCUGUCUGCCCUGCGAGUGCGACCCAGACGGCACCGUGCCGGGCUCCAUCUGUGACCCGCUGACGGGGCGCUGCAUCUGCAAGGAGAACGUACAGGGGGACCGCUGCCACCUCUGCAAGCCGGGGUUCGCCCAGCUGGCCAACUCCAACCCUAUGGGGUGCCGCAGUGAGUACACCCUGAGACAACCCCUGCUUCCCGAGUUCACAGGACAGUGUCCGUGCAGAGAAGGCUUCACGGGACGGACGUGCUCUGCCAUGCAGGAGCAGGUUUGCCCAGAUAGGCACUUUGGAGAUACCCGGGUAGGGUGCACGGAGUGUGACUGCAACUUCCAGGGCACGGAGGACGUGGGGUGCGACAAGACCACAGGCCAAUGCCUCUGCCGGCCGGGUGUCACGGGCCCCCACUGCGACCAGUGCCAGCGGGGCCACUGCAGCACCUACCCCGGCUGCGAGCUGUGCCACCCCUGCUUCCGUGCCUACGACGGGGACAUCCAGCGCCUGCGCCUGCGCCAGGCCAGCCUCAGCAACUCCACCUCAUGGCUACCCCUCGGGAGCGGGGGCUCCCGCUUCGGCCCCCGCCUCUUGCAGGCAGAGGGCAACGUCCAGCAGGUGCAGGGCAUCCUCGGCCGCUCUUCUGUGACAGAGCAGAGCCUGGCCCAGGUGGGCAGCGCUCUUGCUGCGAUCAGAGAGCAGGUCCAAGGUAUAAAUCCUGACCUUCAUUUUCUGGAUGAGACUGCCUCUCUGUCGAGGGAGCUCGAAGCCCUUAACAGCAGCUUGCUUAUCACUAAUACCCAGUAUCAGAGCAAGAAGACCCAGUUUGAAACCAGCCGCAGCACAGACCUGUCAGGAGCCUUCAAGACAAUCAGAUCUGCUUACCAGACAUCUACCAAUGCCAGCAGCCUCGUCGCCAGCGCCUCCAGGCUGCUGGCCGAGUCCCGGGAGAGCUGCAGGAGUGCCGUGGGGCUGGAGGGGGGGCUUGCGGAGUCCACCUCCAAGCUGCUGACCCUGAAGGGCGAGAUAGCCUCAUCUCCCAACCUGACCCCUGUCAUAAACAAGAUCUGCGGUGGCUUCCGAGUGGAGACGUGCACGCCUGCCCGCUGCGAGCGGCUGCUCUGCCCGCGAGACAACAGCACUGCCUGUGGGGCUGGCCGCCCCUGCCGCGGCAUCUUCCCGCUGUCGAGCGGGGCCCUCGCCACGGCUGGGGAAGCUGCCAGGGAGUUUCGCAGCCUGAGCGCCCGGCUCAGGGAGACGGCGCAACUGAUUAAAACGACAGAGACAUCUGCAAAUCAGAUUCAAAGCAAUACUCGGCGGCUUGCGGACCAGAUGAGCGUAACAAGGACCCAGAUAGAAGGAGAUCUCCGGCGCAUCCAGCAGUUCAUCCAGCAAGUCCGAAACUUCUUGUCAGACAAGGACAUGGACCCUGCCACUAUCCAGGAAAUCAGUGAGUCUGUUCUCUCCCUGCGUCUCCCCACGGAUGCUGCUGCAGUCCUGAGAAAAAUGACUGAGAUCCAAAAUUUGGCAACUAAGCUGCAGUGCCCAGAGAGCAUACUUGCCCAGACGGCCGAGGACAUGAACCGGGCGAAUGCUGUGGAGGGCAACGUGGAAGAGGUGGUUGGGAAUCUGCGACAAGCAAACACGGUGCUCCUGGAGGCCCGGGGUGCUAUCAGGGGCUCUGGCUCUUCCCUCCGGUUCAUUCAGGAGCGUGUUGAUGAAAUCGAGGCUGUUCUUGGUCCAGCUGAGAAGAACGUGAAGUCCCUUGCGGGCCAGCUGGACGGGCUGAUGGAAAGACUCUCGCAGCUGCAGCGUGGAGCGGACCAGAACCACCUGCGGGCCACCGACGCGCAGCAGAUGGCUGGGGAGGCGGGCGAGCAGGCCAGGAGCGCGCAGCAGGCUUUCGAACAAGUGAAACAAAUGUACGCUGAGCUGAAGAGAAGGAUGGAGCAGAGCCCGGCUCUGGGAGAGCAGGGCAGCAGGGUGCAAAGCAUAGACCUGGAGGCACAGGCUCUGUUUGAGGAAACUUUGGCCAUGAUGCUCAGGAUGGAAACUUUAGAGAUGGAAAUUCAGGAAAGCAACAAGGCUUUGAUGUCCAAGUCAGCCAGGCUGCUGGGCCUGGAGGAGCAGGUGGGAAGGAUCCGGGACGCCAUCAACGAGCGAGUUGCCUACUAUGAGAGCUGCUCCUGAGCGAGCUGCCCGUGCUCCGACGGCAUUGCCUUCCUCCUCUGCAGACACUGACUUGUGUAUUUAUUCCCAUUUUCCAGCUGGAGUUCUCAUGUGCCUAAUGUCUCUAUUUUUAGCAAAUUGAGUUUUCGUACUGCUGGAAAAUAGCUGCACUGAGCCAAAGGAGCAACCCCCUGGCGAGGGCUAACCUUUGUUGGACUGGCUGAAGCUGCUCGGUGGUUGGAGGAGAAAGGGGGAGAGACAUCAAUCUUCCAUUGCAAAUAAAAACAUCCCUAAAGCUGUUAUUUCCAGAGGGGUUUAUAAACCAAGACAUUAUUUCUUUUUCUUG